AUGUUCUUAAUAGUAAUAGAAAUAAAUUAAUUUUUGUGAAGCAAUUUCAUAUAUAAAGCAAUAUCAUUACAUCAUAAUAUAUUACAGAAUAUACUUGGAAACACUGACAGACAAAUAUGGGGCAGCACAUCACAUUACGUUUAGUGAUUUUUGUUAUCUACGUGCAAUCAGUUACUCCUGGUGGCCCUUCUCCUACUACUCCUCCUCCUGCUCCUACCUCUGUUGUUUAUACAGAUUCAACUACUAAUCCCCCUCCUGCUCCUACUCUUGUUCCUACUACUACUCGAACGCCUACUCCUAACCGAGUUUGCACCCGACCAAAACAAAUUCACGUACAAAAAUUGGUUGAAGCAAGAAAUGCUGGCAAAUAUCCAAGGGCAGCUAUAAGAAAAGCCAUGGUUAAGUCCAGCAGAACGAGCAAACACCUCCUCCGUAUUGGAAGAGUUCAUGGACACGGUUCUUGUCAGACAUACAGACACAGAACUGAUGCUGCAAGAUCUUUUGACACACCUGUUUCAUCUAGAAGUAUUCCUUUCUGGCAAUAUACGUGCCCAAAAUACACAAAGUACUUUUACUUUCCGAGAUCCAUCGUAUACAAUAGACAAAAAUGCUGGAUGGUUGCUCCAUGGUAUUUUUUACGAUGUCCCUACGCUGCCUGCCUAUCUAGUGGUUGUCGAGGAGUACAGGCCUCCAAUCAAGGAAUCUCGGCAUGCAGACAGACUGAAUGGAGGUCAAUCUAUUAUACAAUUUGGUGCUCAAAGUUUGGUUUGGUACAAAGAUAUAUCAAAUUGCCGCAAUGGUGUGCAUGUAUGCGACUGACAUGUCCAUAGUUUCAAGCACUGCCUACUCCGCCAUGAAAACCAACUGACAGAUAUCUUUCAAAGAUAUUUCUGGGAUUAAAGAUUAAAUUUAUAUAAACUA
Molecule: messenger RNA, 921 nt
Organism: Mytilus californianus (California mussel)
Lineage: Eukaryota; Metazoa; Mollusca; Bivalvia; Mytilida; Mytilidae
Exons: 5
Coding region: 117-830 (237 amino acids)
Source: RefSeq, a predicted model, not a curated record